AUGGGAAGCGAAGAUGGACGGGCCGCGCUGGAGCCAAAGCCAGGCACGACGUCGGUGAGGCGGUGGGGAGCUGACACACGGGGCGGGUGCAGCGUGUGUAGCAGCAACGGCACAAGCGACUCCUUAAUAAUCGUCCUUGACGAGCAGCUUCAUCAACUGUCCACAUCAAAGAUGAAGCUCAGCAAGGCCCCCGAGCUCCUGAAGAAGGCGGUGACGGCGUUCAAGAGCAAGACCGACGCUCUGCGCACGAAGCUCAUCAUCCUGGCCUCUUUGCGCCGCAGGAUGGCGAUGGUCGGCGCGAUGUCUCGCAGGAUCCACGCGCUUGUGUCGUCGGACCAGGAGAAGCAGGCCAGGGUGGAGUACAGCGACAAGGCUCUCGUGCUGCGCAAGGCGAUGGCGGCUAGCAAGGAGCCAGCUGGUGAUCAUGAUGGAAAGAUUGAUCUUAAUCUCUUUAAGGUGGCAAUGUUUGACGAAGAUGAUCAUGGCUACCCGGACUGGACUCGUUCCCUCUUUGACGACGACAAUUGCUACAACGAGGAUGACGAGGUGGACGAUCAUGAAAAUCACGAUGUUCUUGAUGCCGCGCUCGACGAGCCCUCGGUCAUCGAGAUCAUCAGGAGCAACCGGGAGGUUGAAGGUUUGGAGUUCAACAUGGACGAUGAGAUUGACGAGGCUUGUGAUAUGUUCAUAAGGAGAUUCCGCAACCGGAUGAACCGGAGCUUUUAGCUGUCUCGUUUUGUUUACGUGAAUGAUGUAAUGAUGCAGAGAGUAGUACUGAUAAAUUAAGUAACAAUAUGUACUUGAGAGUUGAGAUAUAGUAGUGAUUAACUAGGGACGACAGGAAACGGAAUGAACUUGUUUUGAUGAAUGAAUAAGCAUAACUUUUUGUC
Phragmites australis (common reed) is the source of this 890-nucleotide messenger RNA. RefSeq lists its product as uncharacterized. Lineage: Eukaryota; Viridiplantae; Streptophyta; Magnoliopsida; Poales; Poaceae. Bases 1 to 726 code for a protein of 241 amino acids. The record is from RefSeq and is a predicted model, not a curated record. The transcript has 2 exons.